AAAAGAAUUAUAUAUAACAUUNAAUCAAAUCGCGUAAUUUUCAUUCGACAUUCAAAGCCGGCGCCGGUAACCAUCUCGCGGAGAGUGAACCAUCGGAUUUCUUAGUUACUCGAAAAUUUUACCCAGGUUUUAUGUCUUUAAUAUUCGCUUACCGUUCGGACAAGAAUCCUGUUCUGAAUAUUACUAUACGAUCGUGCUGCUAUUUUCUUCAUCUCUCCUGUUCAAAGCGAGAUUUGUUUCGAACGAGUUAAAUGUUCUGAACUCCGUGUGAUUUGCUUUGGAGCUUUGGAGCUUAUGAACAAUGGGUUGAAUGCAGUUCAGAUUCGAACCAGUUCCUCUGAUUGGAAUGUCCUUGUUUCCCCAUUGGCUUUUGGAAUGUAAUUUUUCGACUCAACUAUUUAUUUAAAAAUUCAGAUGGAGCACGGUAAAGGUCACGUUAACUUUUCUAAUCUCCUUUAUUUCUCCUCUUGCCUAUUACAACUGAAAUUAAUGCCAUCAUAGUUGAUUCGAGGAUGUGUGUACAUGUUUUUUGUUAUUUUGUUCCUUGUUAUCCACUUGCCUCAUAGUGCGUAUGUUGUUACCAUCUCACAGGAUUAGCUAUAGUGCUUAUGGGUGUCAGCGGUUCUGGAAAAACAACAAUAGGAGGAAUGUUGGCAAAAGUGCUAAAAGGGUGUUUCCUGGAUGCCGAUGAUUUCCACCCACAGUCGAAUAAAGAUAAGAUGAGGGCUGGUAUCCCUCUAUCAGACGAGGACCGAAUUCCCUGGCUUGAAACUCUGCGUGAUGCCCUAAAAGCAAGCUUAGCAAAAGGCAAAAUCGUGAUUCUUGGAUGCUCCGCAUUGCAAAAGCAUUACAGAGAAAUACUCAGAUGUGGAGAUUCAGAUUAUUCUCCGGGCUCGUACUCAUCUGAUGCAGUGAAAUUUGUUUUGUUGAAUGUUGGGCCUGAGGUGCUUGCGGCCCGUUUGAAAAAACGAGCAGCGCAGGGAAAUCAUUUCAUGCCACCUGGACUCUUGCAGUCUCAAUUAGAUUUAUUACAUAUUGAUGAAUCCGAGGGUAUACUCAGAGUUGAUGCCUCGUUUGAUCCUCACGAAACUCUUAAAUCCGUGCAAGAGUUGAUCUCUUCCCAUUCAUCCUUCCCCCGGAUAAAUUUUUGAAAGGUAAUGUUGUUUCUUGUGAAGAACUUGCAUGUUUUGUGGAGUUCAUGCAUAAAUGAAAGAAGUCUUUGUGUUUGGAGUUGAUGUAUCACAUGAGUAACCAAUGUGUGUACAAGGCCCAAGUUCUAAAAUCUGACCAAAAAACUCGUAAUUUAAUAGUUAACUGAAUGUGAUGAAUAGUGUGGUCGUACAAUUCAUAAUUUAUUAAUAA
Messenger RNA from Striga asiatica, 1362 nucleotides. The record is from the annotation of a GenBank genome assembly. Lineage: Eukaryota; Viridiplantae; Streptophyta; Magnoliopsida; Lamiales; Orobanchaceae.